Molecule: messenger RNA, 912 nt
Organism: Pistacia vera
Lineage: Eukaryota; Viridiplantae; Streptophyta; Magnoliopsida; Sapindales; Anacardiaceae
Exons: 1
Coding region: 1-912 (303 amino acids)
Source: RefSeq, a predicted model, not a curated record
AUGGCUUUUCACCCUAUGAGAGCAUAUUCUGUGGCGAAUCCGCCAUUAGCAGAGAAAAUAACGGAAGAUCCUGUAACAAAUAAAACAGCUCAGAGCACGGUCACAUGUGGCUACCAGACACACAUUGCAGGCUAUUUGAGAAAUGUGACAGUUUUGUGGUGUAGAAAUCUUAUGAAUCAUUCAUUAAGUAUCAUGGUGAAUAGCUUGGAAGGUGAUUAUCAUUACAGUUGCAAGAUUGAUCUUAAGCCUUGGCAUUUUUGGAGCAAGAAAGGGUAUAAAUCAAUUGAUGUUGAAGGGAACCUAGUGGAGAUUUAUUGGGAUCUUCGUUCGGCUAAAUUUUCAGGAGGGCCUGAACCAUAUGCAGAUUAUUAUGUUGCUCUAGUUUGGGAAGAAGAGGUUGUGUUAUUGUUGGGAGAUUACAAGAAAAAGGCUUAUAAGAGAACAAAAUCAAGACCAGCUAUAGUUGAAGCCAUACAAUUUUACAAGAAAGAAAACGUUUUCGCCAAGAAAAGUUUUGCAACCAGAGCUAAAUUUGAUGACAAGAAAAGGGAACAUGACAUUGUAGUUGAGAGUUCAACAAAUGGGCCAAAAGAUCCAGAAAUGUGGAUUAGCAUAGAUGGGAUUGUGUUGAUUCAGGUGAAGAAUUUGCAAUGGAAAUUCAGAGGCAACCAAACUGUGUUAGUAGAUAAACAACCGGUUCAAGUUUUCUGGGAUGUACACGAUUGGUUGUUUAGUAGCCCCGGCACGGGUCAUGGGUUGUUCAUAUUCAAGCCAAGUGCACCGGAAGUAGAAAGUGAAGGCAGCAGCCAAGGAUGUGACAGUGAUAACAGUAAUGGAAGCAGGUACCAUUCAACUAAAAGUUCUACAGCUUCAGAGUUCUGCCUGUUUCUUUAUGCAUGGAAGAUUGAGUAA